CCCUCUCCUUCUCCAAUAACCUUGCUCUUCCAUAAGAGCCUCCCGCGAUGCUGUUUGACCCCUCAACAUCACAACAUCUGAAACCAUGGCUUACCAAGACGCUCGAGCCCAUAUGUGACGCCGACCCAGAAGCCCUAGCAGAGUACAUCCAAGCGCUGUUAAAACACAAUGCACCGGAGGCUGAACUAAGAAAAGAGCUUGCAGCACAACUAGAGGAGUUCCUCGAAAAAGAGUGUUCCUCGUUCAUCGACAUGCUCUUCACUACUCUUCGCACAAAGUCAUAUCUACCAUACUCCGCACAGCCCGACGACACACCGUCUUCAUCACUAGACCAGGGCAUUCCUAUUCCACUCGACGCUCUGAUGGGUCCAUCCGGCUCAGCAUCGCCAGAACGCUCUCGAAAACGUGCUAUGGAAUACGAUGAGCGUGAUGGGCGACCGGCGAAGGGCCCAAGACUGAGCCACGACGGUCAGUUUGCGAGGAACGGUCGAGGGUAUGAGAAUUUCGGUUAUGGGCGUGGUGGAGAUCGAGGGCGGAGAGGCAUGGGGAUGGGAAUGGGUCGCGGUGGGAUGGAAAUGGGCAGGGGUGGAGGUAUGGGGAUGAUCAAUGGCAUGAAUGGGGCAGGGAUGGGAGAAGGUGCGGGUAUGAACGGGCGGGUACCUCAUUAUCGGCCGCCAGAUCAGAGAAGGGGUAUAUGUCGCGAUUAUCACAAUAACGGGUACUGCGCGCGAGGCUCGACCUGCAAAUACAGUCAUGGUGACGAUGCCUUCGUUCCCGGCCAGUCCUACCCAAUGAAUGGGGGCGGCCCAAUGCCUUACAUGCCCAUGUUUCAGAACGGUGGAGUUUCCCUUAAUGGGAUGGGCGCCGGCCCAGCGUACGACCCUCACGACUCUCGAAUCGACAUGCGACCAAACGGAGGCGUUGGACCAGGUGCACGUCCACCCCGAGCACCCGUCAUACCUCGAGACAAAAUGGAAAGUGGCGCCGGUGGCUCAUUACGAUCAGGCGAACUUCCCGUCAUCCAGGAUCUCACACCUCGGGAUCCUAACGACCCAUCAUCUCGCUCGAAUGGAGCUUCACUACCAAACGGGGUACCGGCUGGCGACAUGGCGAACGGGAUGGGGCACCCUACGCCUGGUGCGGUCGAUAACUCUAUGAACGUGGACUCUAAUUUCAUGAAGACCAAUCCUUCCAUCCAAAUGGGCAACCGCUCCGCUCACCAUCCGAUGUCCAGCAACACUCAUCAUCCCCAAUCCCGAGGUUAUCGUGCAAAGCGAGGGGGCGGCCGCGGUGCAAACCGAGCUGGAACUUUCCCCGCCGAAGUCCACGAUUUCAGACCGGAGCCCGGUUCCAAACCGGACAAACGAGCGGACAAGACCCUCGUCGUUGAAAAGAUUCCCGAGGACAAGCUCUCGCUCGAGAACGUGAACGGCUGGUUCAAACAGUUCGGCACGGUCACGAACGUCGCCAUCGACCCGAAGAGCCAGAAGGCGCUCGUCAGUUUUUCGAAACAUGAGGAGGCGCAUGCGGCGUGGAGUUCGGAGGAGGCGGUAUUUAAAAACCGGUUCGUUAAGUUAUUUUGGCACAGGCCGCUGGAGGGGAAGGGGGAGAAGGGGGAGAAGAUGCUGGCGGCUUCGGCGCCUCUAGUGGCGAAUAUGGCUGCGAAAGCGAAUUCUGCUGCCGCUGUGCCUUCCACUUCGAGUUCAAAAGCAGCACCGUCAGAACAACCACCGUCUGCCUUCCGAAAAUCAUCGACUCCUUCCGCUGCUAUGUCUGCUCUUGCUGCGAAGCAGCAACGACUGGAACAGCAGAUCGCGGAACAGAAGGCUCUUGUGGCACGAUUAGACGGUGCUUCUGGAGACGAGAAGAAAAACAUCAUGGCUCGGUUGCGGAAACUGAACGAGGAGAUGACGGGGGCUUCUACCCCUUCGACGCCACCGCCACCUUCGUCUUCAAAUCUCAAGGGGAGAUCGAGCGCCACGCCACGGCCGGACGAUAAAGAGCAGAAGGAGCGGGAGAGGUUGGAUAAGGAAUUGGAGAUGCAUUCUGCGACCGUGGGCUCGGAUGGAGGGGAGGAGGAGACGACGGAAUCAUUGCGGGCAAAGUUGGAGAAGUUGAAAGCCGAGGCUACCAGUCUAGGGAUCGACCCAUCCGCCCCAGAUGGUCCUUCGUACGGUUCUUACCGUGGAUAUCGUGGUCGCGGUCGCGGUUCGCGGAGUUACUACCGUGGCGCCACGAGAGGUGGUGGGCCUGCCCGUGCGAGCAUGAAGCUCGACAAUCGACCGAAAAAGCUAGUCGUCAGGGACGUCAGCGAAGACUCACUACAAGCUGUACGGGAUUGGUUCGAGACGACUGGACAGGUGGACUCGGUAGAGAGGUCGGCCGAGGGGGAUGUCGUCGUCAGCUUCAAGAGUCGAGGGGGAGCCGAGCAGGGUCUUGCAAAAGGGAGCACCAUUGCCCUCGUUGGUCCGAAGGAGAUCAGCUGGGUCACCGGCCAACCCACUCACAAAGCCAACACCUCACAUCUCAGUGCUGAAUCCAAGACCGACGACAACGGCGCUCUUGAUGGCACCGACGAUAUAUUCAGCUACGACAGGGCUGGCUCGAUUGAUUUAGGUGGCGGUCCUGACGACGACGUGAUCAUCUCGAGCGGCUGGGGAGGCGAUAAUGAUGAUGGGAUGGGACUGUGAAUGCAGGUGUCGAUUGUGGUCGACUAGGGUGGCAGGAUGGUGUGGUAGAUUGAUUUGGCUGGUCGUUUUCCUGUAUUGUUUGUGGCCAUUCCUUUCUUAGUGCGUUGAAGGAA
This is a messenger RNA of Stereum hirsutum FP-91666 SS1, 2803 nucleotides long. RefSeq lists its product as uncharacterized. Gene Ontology annotation, biological process: mRNA processing. Gene Ontology annotation, cellular component: nucleus. The record is from RefSeq and is a predicted model, not a curated record. The transcript has 6 exons. Gene Ontology annotation, molecular function: RNA binding; metal ion binding. The coding region runs from base 48 to 2690 and encodes 880 amino acids. NCBI's taxonomy places the organism in Eukaryota, Fungi, Basidiomycota, Agaricomycetes, Russulales, Stereaceae.